GACGUCGCGAGGGACCAGGAAGUUGCCGCUCCGCCCGUGAACUGAAAUCCGAGGCCACGCCCGCUUGAGCUGCUAUACCGCUCUUAUUUUGAGAAGCGACCUGCCCACAACAACAAUAACAACAAGCUGUCGCUUCCUCUGUCGAAUUUGUCUGAUGGAGCAAAGGCAGUCGGCGCAGCUCGGUGCCAAAAGGCAACAAUGCGACCGGUGUGCAUACAGCACGGAUCGUCCUGGACAUUUGACAAGGCACCAGAGAACUCACACAGGAGAGAAACCCUUCAAGUGCACUGUGUGCGGGAACGCGUUUUCAGAUUCGUAUACUCUUGUAAAACACCAGAGAACACACACGGGAGAGAAACCCUUCAGGUGUAGUUUGUGUGGGAAGGCGUUUGCACGUUUAUCUACUCUUGUAGCACACCAGAGAACACACACGGGAGAGAAACCCUUCAAGUGCAAUGUUUGUGGGAAGGCGUUUGCACAUUCAUCUGCUCUUGUAAUACACCAGAGAACACACACGGGAGAGAAACCCUUCAAGUGCAUUGUGUGUGGGAAGGCGUUUGCACAGUCAUCUGCUCUUGAAAAACACCAGAGAACACACAAGCAUCAGAAGAUCCACAAGGACUGGAGUCUGAAAUCAGCUUGUGAAAGUCAAAGUGCCGCAAUGAGCCCAUCCCUCAUCAAACAAGAACCGGAAGAAAAUCCCAGCUUGGACACUUUUAAAGGUAUCGAGGUGAAAUGUGAAGAAGUGAUGGUAAAAUGUGAAGAUGAAGAUUCAAUUCCAAAAUCGGACCUUCACAUCGAUGGAGGCAACGUGAAGCAGGAGGAGAAUUCUGACUGUGAGGCAGAGCGAGGCAACUCCCAGCAGUUUGUGGAGGUGGAGGUGUGGGUGGACUUCAUCCGACAAUACAAUGUCAAGUCAAAUGGAGACCCGGUAGAUAUGUAAGCUUGAGACGAUGUUGCUCCAAUAGAUGCACCUUUUGUCACAGACCUUUAAUGACAAGAAAUAAGUUGAACACUCAAUUCCUAGGUUCACCUUGCAGGGUACGAGCGGCCAGUCUUUAUGGACCUGUGGGUUGGGUAGAUCUCUAACCAGGAGCGAGACCCAAUAAGCUCCCAAGCAUUCACUUUGUUCUAAUAAUUCCAUUUUUAUGGUGCUCUAUCGCCCCGGCAAUUCGGAGUUUUGUAUCGUAUCUCGUCUCAAACACUCGAAGAGCAUCCCCAAGUAGCAGCUGCCCCUGUGCGGCACAAGGUGGUGGCUCUGCACCGGCCUGCAUGUGGAAAAUAGCCUGUUUGGAAUUUGCUCAAUUUUGACCCAGACGCCAGCAUGCAAUGGCCUACUUGUUUUGAUUGGCGCAAUGGUAUGUUGUACGUACACUGUUAAGCAGACGGUGCAUAUUUUUUUUUAAAUAGCUUAUUAAUACGAUGUAACCUGUUGCAGUAUAUUUCAGUGCAGUAAUUCAAUUUUGUUAAACUGACUCCAUAAUUUAGAAUGAAUACUUGUAUGAUUGUGUGCGUACAUGUAACAUUUUGUCUAUAAGGGUCAAACAUUGAAUAAGUGAUGUUCGGACAAAGAGUGUGUUUUGGAAUAACCUGUAAAGAUAACUCUGGUGAGACCCGUUGUUUUUCUGAUAUAGGUCAAAAGGUAUUUUUGUGUUUUCAGGAAGCGUCUGCCUCUGGAGCAACUCAUUGUCUUUGAAAUAGGGAGCACACUCGGAUCAUUCAUCAGUUACAAGGCAUACCACUCAAAAGUUACACGUAGAGGAGAUACAUUCUCUACAACACGAAUUAUAAUUGUGUCUUACGUGUUGACGUAGAUUUUGUCUAACUAGUAUGAGA
Lethenteron reissneri (Far Eastern brook lamprey) is the source of this 1836-nucleotide messenger RNA. RefSeq names its product zinc finger protein 892-like. Gene Ontology annotation, cellular component: nucleus. Gene Ontology annotation, biological process: regulation of transcription by RNA polymerase II. The record is from RefSeq and is a predicted model, not a curated record. NCBI's taxonomy places the organism in Eukaryota, Metazoa, Chordata, Hyperoartia, Petromyzontiformes, Petromyzontidae. Gene Ontology annotation, molecular function: DNA-binding transcription factor activity; RNA polymerase II cis-regulatory region sequence-specific DNA binding.